Molecule: messenger RNA, 752 nt
Organism: Paramecium pentaurelia
Lineage: Eukaryota; Ciliophora; Oligohymenophorea; Peniculida; Parameciidae
Source: the annotation of a GenBank genome assembly
AUGUUAACAUAAGUUAGGGAAGUAACAAUAACAAAAAGAACCUCAAAAGCCUUUAAAACUAAGAAGGAUUUGGGUUUAGGAGGAUAAAAAAAUGAAAUAUUAUAAUUAGACUUUCAUCAUCCUGUCAAUACAAAUUCUGAAAUCUUUGUCUAUGAUCAUAAAUACUUUACUCCAAGUAAUGAUUAACCUAAUUGUAUGCAUUUAUGUCAUUUUUAGAUGUGUGUGAUAUAACUGAAAAUGAAGAUAGCGUUUAUUCGCAAUAAUUUAUGAUGGAUUAAGAUAACCAAAUAAACUAAACCCCUUAACAAGAGAAGAUAAAAUUAAUACGCUAUUCAACUAAGAAAAAUAAGGAAAAUAAAAAAAGAAAGUAUAAAAAUAGAACAAAAACAUUUUCUAAAGAAGAAGAUUAAAGAUUGUUAAACUACAUACUUAAGAAAGGACCCAAGUUUCAUAAGUUCUCCAGAUAUUUUCCAGGAAAAACAACAAAUAUGUUAAAGAAUAGAUAUUAUAAAUAACUAAGAUUUGUUUGGGAUGAUAUUUUAGGAAUGUAUAAUUUUAAAUAUUUUAGAUAAUACCAUCAUUUGAAUUUCAUUUCUAAAGAGCAAACAUCAAGAACAGAAAAAUCUAUUGAUUAAAUAAACAUAGAAGAAAUAGAAGAACUUUAAUUGUUUCCAGAAGUAGAAGGCGUACUAUUCAAAUUUUUAGAUUGUUUAUCUACAACAUUUAAUAAUAUUCAUACAAACUUUAUAUGA